Molecule: messenger RNA, 693 nt
Organism: Opisthocomus hoazin
Lineage: Eukaryota; Metazoa; Chordata; Aves; Opisthocomiformes; Opisthocomidae
Source: RefSeq, a predicted model, not a curated record
AUGGAAGUCAAGCUGAUGCUGGAGGCAUUGAUUCAGGAAACUGCAGCAAGCUUUGCUCGAAGAUUUGACAUGAUGGCAGAGUUUGCUGAGGUGCCAUGCCAGGAAGAGCAGAAGGGGCAACCUAAAGAGGAGGAGGAACCCUGUGUGUUCAGGUACCGGAUCAAGGGUCAAAGGAAGACCGUGGAAAACAUGGGCCUGCUGCUGAGUGGUGCAGGGGACCUGGUACCAAAUGACAUGGAAAAGGCCAAGAUACUAAAUGGCUUCCCUCCUCCAUGUUUUCUGAAAUUUACACUUUCUAAAAUUUUUGCAGCUAACUUUUCUGAGCAAGUAGUCGAAAGCUUUCCAUCCGAUAUCUCUACUGGUAUAUACUAUGGAUGGGCCUGUGUUGGAAAUGGAGAUGUGCAUAAAAUGGUUUUGAGCAUAGGAUGGAAUCCUUUCUAUAAGAAUAUUAAGAAAUCAGUGGAGAUGCACAUUAUCCACACUUUCAAAGACGACUUUUAUGGAGAGAUUCUUAGUAUAGUCAUUCUUGGAUAUAUUCGAUCAGAAAAAAACUUCAGUUCUUUAGAGGCACUCAUUUCAGCAAUUCAAGACGACAUUGAAGAGGCAAAAAGACAGCUAGAUUUACCAGAACAUCUUAAACUUAAAGACAACGAUUUCUUUCAUCUGCCAGAAGGCGAAACAGUAAACCACUAA